GCACCGCGCCUUCCCCUGCAUCUCUCUCCCUUUCUCGCGUGCACGCGCAUGGGAUCUCUCGCAUCACUGUCGAAGUGGAACCCGGAGGAUGAUAUCCUGCUCAAGAAUGCUGUAGAAGCAGGUGCAUCUUUGGAGUCAUUAGCUAAAGGUGCAGUGUGUUUUUCCCAGAGGUUCACCCUUAAAGAAUUGCAAGACCGUUGGCAUUCUCUCGUUUUUGCUCCUGAAACCUCAUCAGGGGCCUCAACUCGUAUGCUCGAAUAUGAGGAGUUUGCUACAUGUUAUCCUAACAAAGUUAACCGAGCUUGCAGCAUAAAAGGGAAAUAUUUGGAAUCCAGGAAAAGAAAAGUGAAGAGUGUGAGAAGUCUUUACUAUGCCAAGAGGAAGCGUAUCAGAAGCAAACCAUUUGAGUCAAGUAAUCGUGACUUUGCACACUAUUCAGACAUAGCUAAUGGAAGUAUUUAUGGCUGUGGAGAUCAAUUAAACCUUCAGAAUCAACAUCAUGAAGAUAAUAUUUUUCCAGCUGAACAUAUAUUGAACUGCCAUGAGUCCUCACAGACCGGUUAUGACAAUGAACAAGGUGUCUUUCCUGAAAUACUUAGGUUUACCUCUAAUACUAUAAGGGGUUCUGAUGCUCAUCCUACCUGCCACACUGAGCAUAUUGGUUCAGUUGAAGAUGAAUGUUGUCCCAAUGGAAUAGUGGAUAGGGGCUAUCUAUAUGAUUUCAAAGAUAAUGUUUCACUCGAGUUAGUUGACAAAGAACAGUUGAACAAUGAGUUUUUGGAGGAGAAUCUACCUUCAUUCCAUGUUUCUAACGAUGAUCUUGAAGACAAAUUGAUCCAACCAUUGCCUACUGAUGACUCAUGUGACAAAGAUGCAACAGACACAAAACCCUUAGUUGCUACUUCUAAAAGUGAGAAUUAUGAUGCUAUUCAAGAAAACAAUAACACGGGCACACAUAUUCCUGGAUCAGGAGACACAGUCCAUCAGGUUGGAUGUUCAUCUACUUUACCUGUUGUGCCUCCUUUAGGGGAAAUUAGAAACAUUCCCUUAGAAAAUAUGCCUAUGGAUAUGCAUCUUGAAAGCUCAGGAGUUGUUGGAGUUGAUGCUAACAUUGAUAAAUUAGGAUGCAGUAAUAUGUCCUCAAAUGCCACUCGGGGUGAUGUUAUCUCUGAUGUUGGAUUAAGUUCACCUAUGAUCCAAGAAAAUGACCUCAUGGAUUUCUCUAGUGCAUUCAUGGAUUUUUCUGGUGAUGAUGGUCUCAUGUUUGUUGAUAUUGGCGAAAAAGAUACUGGAGAUUCAUCUUGUCUAAAUGGACUAAGCUCCAUUUUCUUAAGUUCUCCUAGUGAUUCACACGAAGAUUGUCCAGCUAAUUCAAAUGAUCCAGAAGAUAUAGUGAACUUGGAUGGUUUUAUUAAGAUUCCUGAUGGAGGCUUUCUUGAUGAAGCAAGCAAAGACAGUCAUCAGGUUGAUUUCCUCUAUAAGAAUGAUCUAAUUGACCAAUAUUCCUUGCAAAAUGUGCCAGUUGUAUCUUCAGAAGUCUCACUUUCUGCUGAACAUCAUCAAGGACCUCUAAUUUGCACACUGAACACUGAGGACCAUGAUAUACCAUGCAAUGAUGAUUUUCUUUUACCUACUCAAACAGCGACGCAAUUCUCUUCGCCUACUAAAUCAUUGUCUAGAAAUGUUGAGUGUUCUUUAGGGGAUUUUGGCAAAAUAGUACAGGAACAACUACCAAAUCCACAACCAAUUGUGUCUAGCACUGCAUUACUGCCUUCUUCGUUACCCAAAGUAGGAUUCUUGCACUUAUCUAAUGAUGGCAGGCUAGAAGCUAAAUCGUUUGAAAGGACCAUCAUGGCUGGUGUAUCUGGAGAUGCAGGCUUUGAUGCUAAUGAAAGAAAGGCUUGCAUACAGCCUAUAUUAUCACAUUCUGUGGCAGGUGGUUCUUUGCAUGGAGAAAAUGCAACUCAUAAUUUAGAAAAACAUUGUAACUUUGAUGCUUCUAUCAAUCCAUCUCUGGAUAAUUCAGCCCCUGGACAUGAUCGUGAUAAACAUUACACAUUAAUAGCUGGUGGUUGUAAACCUGAAUUUGAUAUACAAGGUACCAUAGAAAAUUAUGCUCCACCGCAUUCAGAACUAGCUAUGUCUAACUUGGGCAAUUCACAACCCAUCCCAGCUCUCUCUACUUCAGAUCAAGAGGUUCAGGAUUCUGAAAUUGAAGAUGAUGUACCCUAUUUUGCUGAUGUUGAAGCAUUGAUACUUGAUAUGGAUCUAGGUCCAUAUGAUCAAGAAUCUUGUCUAUUUACCAAAGAAGUUUCACUUUAUCAGCCUCUAGAGAGCAGGAAGGCAAUGAUGAAGUUGGAGCAAGGCGCCCGUUCUUUUAUGAACAGGAAAAUAUCAGUGCACGAUUCGUUUGCAGUUUUUUAUGGUCGCUUUAUGAAGUACUUCUUUAAAAAGCGUGAGGUUCUACUUGGGAGAGGGACAAGUGAAAGAGAAGUUGAUAUUGACUUGAGAGAAGAAGGACAUGUUAAUAAGAUAUCUCGACGCCAGGCAAUAUUUAAGAUGGAAGAAGAUGGAUCCAUUUUCUUAAAGAACAUCGGCAAAUGUCCUAUCUUUGUCAACAGCAAAGAAGUUGCAACAAAAAAAAGGAUACUUUUAGAUUCUAGUUCAUUGAUUGAGAUCAGAGAUUUCACCUUCAUGUUUGAGGUGAAUGAGAGUGCUGUGAGGCAGUAUGUUGCCAGGGCAGCAGCGGCCCAUCAAAGCCAGGUUUUGAAAUUUGACUGGUUACCUGAUGAGAAACCAUAAGCAAAUCCAACACCAGCAUUUUCACUCUUUCUUCCUCCACUUGAAAUCAUUGUGUCCUUCGCGUAUUAACAUCCACAUAUGUAGUUAAAAGCCCAGCUGCAGUAAAUUUGUUUAUACCGUAUUUUUGUAUUAGGUUUCCAUUUCUAUUUGAGUCGAUCCUUCAUGUUUCCAUUUCCAAAUUAAGUCUGCUGAUUGAAUCUUUUUAGAGUAGACUUAUAGAUUUCCAGAUAGCCUCAAUUGAUCAAUCUCACGCAGCGGUCCAUAUAUCAAUUCUUGAAUAAUGAUUCACUGACUCAAGAUGCUUGUGGAGGAAUGCUAAGAUUGAAUUUUUGAAGGUCGCAGCAGGAGAAAAUGAGGCAGAUCCCAAAGUUGUUUCAAAGUUGACAGACAGGUAAGUUGUAAAGUUGAUAAAAAAACUGCAAAUUCCUGCAUAAUUAGAAUUGUUAAUCUCCUCUUUCUGUGAGGAAUUCAUUCUUUUUUCGAUGGUCAUGGCCUCUUUAGUCUGUAUGUAUUUAUCAAUCGCUAUUGUGGCUUUGUAAUGCUUUUACAUGUGUGAAGGUUGUUUUUUCUUGAAGGUAAUUAAGUAGGAGGGAAAUAGGUGGAUGGAAAA
Molecule: messenger RNA, 3412 nt
Organism: Zingiber officinale
Lineage: Eukaryota; Viridiplantae; Streptophyta; Magnoliopsida; Zingiberales; Zingiberaceae
Exons: 7
Coding region: 49-2802 (917 amino acids)
Biological process (GO): positive regulation of transcription by RNA polymerase II
Cellular component (GO): Ino80 complex; NSL complex; MLL1 complex
Molecular function (GO): G-quadruplex RNA binding; protein binding
Source: RefSeq, a predicted model, not a curated record